CGUUCAUGAGGAGGACACGUAUCGCUCCCCAGUACGUUCCGUGUCUACUUUUACGUGGUCUCUUGUGAAACCGGUUUGAAAGUGAGCCUGUGAGGUGUGGCGUAGGCGAUUGUAGUGUCGCGUCCAACCGUAAAAAUACUUCGAAAAAACCGCCAUUACGUGUAAACUACACAACUUUUUAGAUUAUUAAAGUGUGUUGUGAAUCAUUUGUGGAGUUUCCGUUAUCUUGAGAAAGAGACGGCGCUACCAGUGAGUGAGUGCAAGUGAGAGGGAACAACCGGUCUUCCAGUCUUGUGGUCUAGUGAUGGUAUAUCGGCUGUUGUGAUAGUGAUUCAAGAUGGCCGCGUUUCCCGCCUUUUUCGUUUUAGCAUUGGCCGCUGCUGUGUCAGGCCAGAUUGUGGAUGUGACGCCGAGGGAGGCUGUGCGGCGUAUAGGGGACGACCUCACCGUCCUUUGUAAAGUCCCGUACGAUAUCGACUCGUGUCGAAUGAAUGUGGGUUCCAAAACAUACAUUCUGAGACCUGGCAACCAAGACGGCGACGUGGUAUACUCCGGACAAGGCUUAAGCUCGGGAGAAUGCGGGGCUCACAUACGGAAUGUGAGGGAGGAGUGGAACGGCAAUAUAUCCUGCGUCUUGCCCCCGCAGACAGGCAACAUCGAGAUCAAGGGCACCAUGAGACUUUUGGUUGCAAUGGCGCCCGGUGAGCCUAUCCUGGUGGCGCCUCCGCAGACGCAGUUCAACGAGGGCGAUCUGUUCAUGGCCAGGUGCGUCGCACCUAACGGUAGACCCGCCGCCAAGAUCACCUGGUUCUUGGACGAAGACCAGAUCCUAGAAGGAGUCCACCAGCCCAUAGUGACUGAGGAGCCUGACAGCGAUCUGCAGACCAUCAGCCAGAACAUCAGUAGGACACUGCGAGCUGAUGACAACGGCAAGAUGCUAUUGUGCAAGGUCGAACAUGAGGCCCUGGAUCAGCCGAGAGAGCCCAAACGUCAGCUCGUUGUGCACUACCCACCCAAACGUCUGGAAUCAGGCGCGAUCACAAUCUUCGGGCUAAAGCUGGGCGCGGAAGGCGCGCUGAACGUGACCGUGCGCGCCAACCCGCCGCCCACCGCCGAGUGGACCAUCGGCGGCAUCAAACUCACCGCGCCGCAGUCCAGCGAAAACCCCAAGAUCACCGCCUUCGCACCUAUCCAUAUGGGUCGCGGUUACUACAAUGUGACCCUGCGCCUGGACCACAUCGCCAAGGAAGAUGUCGAGAGAACCUACUACCUGGCGGUAUCCAAUGACCUUGGAAGAGAAGAGUUCGCGGUCAGGAUCAGCACCAUGGAUGAACCCGCUGCGCGCAAUAUCAAGUCGUCGUUUUUGAUAAUAGACGUUUAUGGCGUGGAGCUAGGCACUGGAUCCAUCGUGGGUAUUGUGGUAGCGGUGUUGCUCCUCCUCAUCGGAGUGUCUCUCGCUGUCUUCGCAUUUGCCACGGACAGGUGGUGUUUCGCCGGGCGAUCCCACCGGACGGACUUACCGGACGGGGGGGACUCUGAGGCCCCCCUGCCCCCGCACGACGACGUCAAAGGCUCCGAGAAUCCGUCCCACGAACACGGCGACUACAUAAGCAACGGUGACGCGAAACAUCCAGAGAAAAAACCGGACACAGCCGUUUAAUUCGUAAGUCGGGCGGCUGUCACUCGGGACGUCUGAUUAAUUGUCAUCUACGAUGUAUAACGGCUUGUAAUUAUGUCACAAUUAUUGACAUGUAACAGCUUGUUGAUAUACGAAAAUUAUAAAUUUUAGCUGAAAAAUGUUUAUAAAUUCUCUUCAAUAUUAUUAUAAAAUAUACUUUUAUUUAUAGCUAAAAUAUCGUCACAUUUUUAAUGUUUAAUGAGAUCGAAAAUAUUAAUAAAUUAUGGAUACGUACUAUUUAAUCCCUAAAUGUCUUCUAUAAUGAUAACCGAUGAAUAUAUUUAUAGCUUAAAUAUUAUAACAUUUUUAAAUAGUUGAAUAAAGACGAAAUAAUGAUUAACAAUCUGGAUUAAUAGUAAAUUAAUUUUUGUUCACAAGUUGAAAAUAUAUUUUUAGUAUUAUUUUAUGUAAUAUAGAUUUCUUAUUUGACUUAAUUUUAUGUAGCACCGAGUGACAGCUUAAUAAUAUUUCGGUAUAUAAUUUACUUUUCAAUUAGUGCCACAAGAUUUCUUGAAUAUAUUGUUACUUAUAUAUAAAGAAUGUAUUUAAAAUUUUAUUAUUAUUGAGAAGCCAAAUUGUUACAGCGUUAAUAUCCAGCCUUUUUACUAUUGCAUGUUCUGUCUUUGUCCAAAUAUACGCUCUAAAAUAAAAGAAAAAAAUCAGUAAAUAGUAAGAGAAAACUUUUAUGAGGUGUAAGUUUUUUGAUCCUCCAUAUUUCAUACGUCAAACAAAUCAUUCUCAAUUUAAUUUCUGACACUUGAACUCUAGAGGCUAUACCACGUUUGCCCGAAAGAAUACUUAUGUCACUUUGCUACUGUAAAACAACAAAAGAAAGAAUCUUGUAGAAAAUAGUUGAUAUUUAAAAAAAUCAUUAACCCAUCUAAGUAUUUUUUUCUCGAUCCUCGGCCGUGUGUCGUACUUAAAAUUAAUACACAAUAUCAUUCACCUAUUUCUUAACUACCGAGUCACAAAAUAAUAUUUCUUUAGUUAACAGAAUGGUUUUGGGUUCAAGUACGUAAAUGCCUGUAACAUAUUUGGCUUCUUAAUAUAAUUAUUACGUACGUAUAAACACGUUCGUUGCCAGAAUUUAUUUCAUAUCCGUACGACUAAAUGAGGAGCUCUUUACAACGUUUUAGAAUUUAGAAUAAAACAAAACAAAUUUUAUUAUAAAUGAUUGAAAUUAAAUAUAUUAUUGACUUCUGUUUUUGCUUCCAUUAAAAUAAUUUAGACUUUAGAAUUUUUCACUAUUACUAUCUCAUAAAAAAUGUCCCUGGCAGCGCGCGUGUUUCUACAUAACUUUAAUAGUAUAAUUACGAAUUCACAAACUGUUUAUACUUAACUAGGUAAGAUUUCUCUUAAUAUUGUCCAAUGUUUUGAAUCUUUAUUGUGGCCGAGAGAAAAUAUAUAUGUAUAGGUUGGUAAGACAUCCUGCUGCCGAGUCCUAGAUGGAUAGCUAACUCGCUGGCUCACAAGAUCCUACAUUAAUAUUAUUUGUUGCAAAAAUGUGGUUUAAAAUUUGAUAAAAAUUAUAAAAAUCAUUAAUUCAUGGUUCCCCCUUAAUUAAUUUAUCUUUUUAUUUGUUCCAAAAAUGAAUUUUACAAUUGUAAUGUUGUUAAUAAAUAUAAAAAACAAUACUUCAUGGUCCUCCCUUUAUUAAUAUAUCGUGAUUUGUGAAAUAUAACAUAGAACCUUGAAAUAGUGAGCCAGCAAACUGAUUAAAAUAUCCAGUGCUAUACAAAAUCUAUAAUGACAGUUUAGCCACAAUACAGUGUAGUUUUGAUCAGAGAACAUUUUCUUUUUCGAAUAUCUUCAACUUUUGUUUAGAAUUCCUAUCGAGACUACAUUCUGACACUAGAUUAAAAAAAAUAAACGAGGUCUAGUUGGUGGCAAGCACAACUUGCUCUGCAAAAUGUGAGACAUUACCACCUACUUUUUUGGAUAUCAUGACUAAGACACCUGUAUAUAGAUAUUUUGUCUCGAUCGCUCAAUUUUAUAGAUUAUGAAAUUUUUAAUAAUUAGCGCAAUAUAAGAAUCUCGUGUAAUUUUAACGUUUCAAUUGCCAUGGUUGCAAAGUGUAAUAUGUCUUAAAAUGAAAAUAUAGAGUAAAUGAAAAAUAUUUGAAAGCAAUAGCGGUUCUUCGAAACAAAUAGAAAAGCUACGUAAAAAUAUUUCGUGUUGACAAAAUAUUCGGCGAAUAUUCGGUUGAAAAAUGAUCGGUUUGAUGACAACGUCGAAAAAUAUGAUACCAUUUUGUUGUUUGGUAUAAUAUACCCGUCUCCACAGUAAUAUACUAGUAAUAAAGUAAUCAAAUCGCGUAAGCUAUGUACUGAACAAGAAUAACCACUGAUGGGUAUUAAUUUUUCACUUCCUCAGACAAAUAGAAUUACACUAUGCACCCAUGGUAUCGUUUUUAAUAACAACGAAUCCCAACGGAAGAUUAUUAGGCUUAAGAUAGCACACGAUUUGGAAUAAACGCAGAAUGUGUACAGACCCUUAUUUAAACCCGAGGAAUGGAUUCAGGAAAAAUAAAUAUUAUUAUUUAAUUCUCAUCAUAUUACAUGUUCAUCAUUAUCUCAGAAACCAUCAUCAUUUGCAUAACAUACACCCAAUAUCAGUACACAUCCAAAACGACAAUCACGGCUACAAUUUCACUUUCAUCAAUAUCGUCACCUUUAUCAACAUCAUCAACUUUAUCAUUAUCAUAAUUACCAUCAUCAUCAUCGUCAUCGUCAUCAUCACCAUCAUCAUUUUUCUUAAACACUUAAAUUUAUUCUCAUAGUAGCCUACAUCUUUCAAGUUUGUAACUUACACAUUCAUAUUCUCCCACAUAAUAUUACUUUAGGGUAUGAUUCCCGUAUUUUUUUCCUGGAUCCGUCUCUAUGGAAGAGUUCAUACACGCUUCUCACUCAUUAAAUUAUAAAUAGUAGUAAGUUGUUUUAAGUUAGGUUUUCACACUUUUUAAAUUCGAUUUUACUGUAUCUUUUGCGGUUUAACAAUCUAGAUGUUUACCCAUUCUUAUGGCCUGAAAAGGUCAGUGAAACGUGGGCACUAGUUGCAUCUCUGUCUACCCAUCGUUCAGACUUAUAUGUAGUCAUUUUAAGUAACAGUAUCAUAUAAAAUCGUGAAUUCCUUUAGUUAUUAUGUUGUGUUCGUACCACCUUUUAUUAAGCACUUUUUGUAAAUAACGGCUUUAGUUUUAGUUUAUAUUUAGGAUUUACAAUGCACAAUUUAUUUUGCUAUAAAAUACUGUUUGAAUAAUUAGUAAAUACAAUCUUUCUAAUCCACUGAUAAUAUUUACGAAUCCGAAAAUUUCAUCGUGAGGUUCGAUGCCAAUUUGUAUUACCUUUUCAAGUUUAUGAGAAAUUUUAAUGCGAAUAUGUAUUCCAAUAAAUUAAUACAAUCGUUUUCAACUCGUAGUGUUGCUAAAUAACUUAUAUCGGAUAUAACAUUGCUUAUGAUGACAAAAACUGCCGAAAAUGCAUCCAUUUUUAGACCCACUUUAUCUAGAAAGUUCUAGAUAUCUUUUUCGCUAUACAGGUUUACAUGUUUGCUAUUUAAGUUGCUAUCCAAGCAUCUUAGCCGAAAUACAUUUCUUAUGUAAAAUAUUUUAUAAUAAGUUUAGCGAUAAGUCACCGUUAUUGUGAUUUUUAAUUUCGUUUGUAAUAAUAUUAAUUAAGAAUUUAUUUUUGUACCAAUUUAGUUUAUUUAGUUUUUUGUACUGUGUUCAAUGUAGCUAGAGUACGGCCGGACAGUUUUGUGGGAUUUGGUGGGAUAUAAGGAUUUUUGUAGUUCCUUUUAGUAGGAUUGAUUUGGAAAUAGACAUUUACGUCACAGCUACAGAAUAUCGUAAUAAAUAAUAUUUGAAGUAAAUAAACACCAUAAAAGAAGCAAGCUGUAAAGUAUCAUCUUACAAAAUCCAAUUAAAUUACACCAUUCAAGUAAAAAAUUACAUUUUUUUAUAAAAUAAAAAAAUCGUUAACAUCCCACAAACAAUGAAUCCCACAAAAAUGUCCGUAACUUCUUAACCAUAGACAAAAUGUAAGGGUCAAUCCACUGCCAUUAAGCAUUUUCGUUUCCACUUGCCAAAAUACGCUUUUGAGUAUGUAACGAAUUUAAAGAUAAGCCGACAUAGCGUUUGCGAUCAACAAUUUUUAUGUCGAACCAUUUCAAAUGUUACAUGUAUACACAAGUAUAAGUGUUUAUGGAUCAAGUUCAUUGGAAAUAAAUGAAAUAUUUAUUAAAAUAAGAGAA
Molecule: messenger RNA, 5929 nt
Organism: Manduca sexta (tobacco hornworm)
Lineage: Eukaryota; Metazoa; Arthropoda; Insecta; Lepidoptera; Sphingidae
Gene: Fas3
Product: fasciclin-3
Exons: 12
Coding region: 338-1660 (440 amino acids)
Biological process (GO): cell-cell adhesion
Cellular component (GO): cell-cell junction
Molecular function (GO): cell adhesion molecule binding
Source: RefSeq, a predicted model, not a curated record